This is a messenger RNA of Arvicanthis niloticus (Nile rat), 1239 nucleotides long. RefSeq names its product galactoside 2-alpha-L-fucosyltransferase Sec1. Gene Ontology annotation, biological process: carbohydrate metabolic process. Gene Ontology annotation, molecular function: galactoside 2-alpha-L-fucosyltransferase activity. The record is from RefSeq and is a predicted model, not a curated record. Lineage: Eukaryota; Metazoa; Chordata; Mammalia; Rodentia; Muridae. Gene Ontology annotation, cellular component: membrane.
AUGCCACCCGAGACUGCGUGGGACAGGAGCACUGUCGCCCCCAGCAGGCUUGCAGCUUGGUGGCCCCGAACAAACUGGCCUAGAAGGAGCCAAGCAGUGCACCAAGGAAUCAAGGCCGUCUGCCCACCCCUCUCCACCUUUUACCUCUUCUUUGUGAUCUUCGUGUUGUCUACCAUCUUCCACUGCUACCAGCGCCUGGAUCUGCUGCCUGCCCCCUGGGCCUCGCCAGCCCGUGUGAUCUUAAACCCAAGACACCUGCCCCAGGAGGGCAUGUUCACCAUCAAUGUCAGAGGUCGGCUGGGGAACCAGAUGGGCGAAUAUGCCACGCUGUUUGCACUGGCCAGGAUGAACGGGCGGCUUGCCUUCAUCCCCGCGUCCAUGCACAGCACUCUAGCGCCCAUCUUCAGGAUCAGCCUCCCGGUGCUGCACAGCGACACAGCCAGAAGGAUCCCGUGGAAGAAUUACCACCUCAACGACUGGAUGGAGGAACGUUACCGCCACAUCCCGGGUCACUAUGUGCGCUUCACGGGGUACCCAUGCUCCUGGACCUUCUACCACCAUCUGCGCCCAGAGAUCCUGAAGGAGUUCACCCUACACGACCACGUGCGUGAGGAGGCCCAGGCCUUCCUGCGUGGUCUGCGGGUGAACGGGAGCCAGCCGAGUACCUUUGUAGGUGUCCAUGUGCGCCGAGGGGACUAUGUGCGUGUCAUGCCCAAGGUGUGGAAGGGCGUGGUGGCUGACCGGGGUUACCUGGAAAAGGCCCUGGACAGGUUCCGGGCACGCUACUCGUCUCCAGUCUUCGUGGUCACCAGUGAUGACAUGGCCUGGUGCCGGAAGAACAUCAUUGCCUCCCGAGGGGACGUGGCAUUUGCUGGCAAUGGCCUUCAAGGAUCACCUGCCAAGGACAUUGCAUUGCUCUUGCAGUGCAACCACACCGUCAUCACCUUGGGUACCUUUGGGAUCUGGGCUGCCUACCUAACGGGUGGGGAUACUGUUUACCUGGCUAACUUUACCCAGCCCGGCUCCCCCUUCCACACAGUUUUCAAACCAGAAGCAGCUUACCUGCCUGAGUGGGUAGGCAUCACUGCUGACCUGGGACAGCUAAACACAGGAACCACAAGCCAUGCCUCAGCUAGGGCCCCCAAGAGCCACCGGGGGGGCCUUGCUGUAGUAGCGCGCAUGCUCAGGAUCCCACCUGGCUUUCCAGCCCUGUCUUACCUGUGGUCACUCAGCCGGUGA